Molecule: messenger RNA, 1322 nt
Organism: Bombus huntii
Lineage: Eukaryota; Metazoa; Arthropoda; Insecta; Hymenoptera; Apidae
Gene: Spt3
Product: transcription initiation protein SPT3 homolog
Exons: 5
Coding region: 210-1160 (316 amino acids)
Biological process (GO): transcription by RNA polymerase II
Molecular function (GO): transcription coactivator activity; protein heterodimerization activity
Source: RefSeq, a predicted model, not a curated record
AUAAUCGUGAGGAUUAUACGUAUGUACUUAUGUAGCAACGGUAGUAAGAUUACGACAUGGUCAUAUAAACAACACAUACAUACAUGUAUAUGGAACAUAACCUAAUCACUGUUAAAUCAACACAAACAACUGUCAUGUAUACUGUGUAGAAAGUUUCUUAAUGAUUCUUACAUUUCACUGAGAUAAAACUUAUCGAAUAAUUCAUAAUUAUGACAGAAGCAUCGUUUACUAAACCAGCGAAUGAUUCGCAGUUCCUUCGAAAUGAACCUGUGAAUUACACUACCGAAAUUCGACAGAUGAUGCAUGGUUUUGGAGACAGUAGUGAACCAUUAAUUGAAUCUGCGAAAAUCAUAGAAGAAGUUGUUCUACAACAAAUGAGGACAAUAGUAAGAAAAGCUUGCGAAAUUUCUGAGAAACGGGGAAAUUCGAAAAAGGGUAUUUGUAUUUCAGCGGAAGAUCUGAUUUUCUUAUUACGCAAAAACAAAGUGAAAUUGCAACGCCUUCUAAAAUAUUUAGAAUUAAAAGAAUUUAAGUCUUCCAUACACAAAACAAUAGAAAGCGAUUCACCCGAAGAUAUUGUACAGAAUGAAAGUCCAAAUGGAUCAAAAAAGAAAGGAUCACUGCAUAGUUUUCUUAGUCAAAUUAACAAUACUGGUGAACUUCUUGAAGAUGCAUCUACUGUAGAUGAAGUUAAACAACAAAGAUGUAUUCGUGCAGAAAUUAUGACACGGUCUAUGGAUGAAGCUAGAUAUUUAAAAUUCAGUAAGGCACGUAAUGCAUCCUUUGCAAAUAAGAAUAGGCACAAAUUUAGUGAUUGGAUAGCACCAGACAGUGAUAUAACAGUCACAAAACAAGCAUAUAUAAUUUUGGGUUAUUUAGCAUAUGAAACAGUAGCACAAAUUAUAGAUUUUGCACUAUUAGUAAGACAGGACCAAAAUAAAAUAUAUGGGGAUGCUAUAGAUCGACUUAGACUUAGUUAUGUUAAUCCAUACACUUAUAAACCAUAUUACCAUGGCAAGCAGGUAGCUGUAACAAAACCAAUAACACCUGCAGAAAUAAUUGAAGCUCUCAGACGGUAUUGGUCACCUCAAUUGGAUAUGACAGGUCCAUUUAAUCGUUGGUCCAUGAGAAAACCACACUUAAAACUUCUAUCUUCAUAAAGUAGAUUAACUUAAUUCAUUUAAUUAGAGGAGCAAAGUUUAUGCUCUUCUAAAAUGGAGCCUUCUAUAAAAAAAAUUAUCAGUAUUCUAAAUUUAUAUUUGAUUAAAUGUGUAUUUUAAUCUUUGUAUAUUAAACUACAAUACAGGAGUGUUUUAAAAUUG